CUGGAAGAUGAGAGUUGCUUCGAGAUCAAGAAGCUCCAACGAUUACAUACUUAUCCUGCUACUUAUUAGGCUCGGAUUAACACUCACGCACUAGUUCCAACCAUGUCUGCGCCUACAAUCCUAGAAAAAAUCUAUACCCAGCGACAAAAGGACGUCGAAGUCGCGAAAGCAACGCCUGGGACUAAACCGGAAGACAUUCAAACUUAUCUGGACAUGGGCCUUGCCCCAACUCAGAUUUCCUUAGUUCCUCGACUCAAGUCAAAUCCAUCUAUCGAUACCGCCGAGCCAUCGCUCUCUCUUAUGGCCGAAAUAAAGCGUGCUAGUCCAUCCAAGGGCGAGAUUGCGAUGAGCACGAAUCCAGCGAAGCAAGGACUUAUCUACGCCUUAGCUGGCGCAUCGGUCAUUUCUGUAUUGACAGAGCCAACAUGGUUCAAAGGGUCCCUCCUCGAUAUGCGUCUGGUCCGUCAGGCGGUCGAUAAACUACCUAAUCGACCCGCUAUCCUUCGCAAAGAGUUCAUUUUCGAUGAAUAUCAGAUUGCUGAAGCACGUCUGCACGGCGCAGACACUGUGCUUCUCAUUGUGGCCAUGCUUACUCAAGAACUGUUGGCUAGUCUCUAUGCGUACUCGGUGUCUCUUGGCAUGGAACCUUUGGUCGAGGUAAAUAAUGCCGCAGAGAUGGCCAGGGCACUCGGGCUGGGAGCAAAAGUUAUCGGAGUGAAUAAUAGGAAUUUGCAUAAUUUUAACGUAGACAUGGGCACGACGAGUAGAUUGGUGGAUAUGGUGAGGGAGAAGAACGUGUUGUUGUGUGCUCUGAGUGGUAUUUCGGGACCUCAAGAUGUGAAAGUAUACAAGGACCAAGGGGUGAAUGCUGUAUUAGUCGGUGAAGCACUGAUGAGAGCGGCGGAUACAACUGUGUUCAUUCGUGACUUGUUGAACUGGCCACACAAUGGAUGAAAGGGAAGAUUUAUUUUUCGAAUAUCGAUACUUAGUCUCAUAAGUGUUGUACAUUGGUAA
Messenger RNA from Lentinula edodes (shiitake mushroom), 1014 nucleotides. RefSeq names its product indole-3-glycerol phosphate synthase. Gene Ontology annotation, biological process: L-tryptophan biosynthetic process. Lineage: Eukaryota; Fungi; Basidiomycota; Agaricomycetes; Agaricales; Omphalotaceae. Bases 103 to 954 code for a protein of 283 amino acids. Gene Ontology annotation, molecular function: indole-3-glycerol-phosphate synthase activity; phosphoribosylanthranilate isomerase activity. The transcript has a single exon. The record is from RefSeq and is a predicted model, not a curated record.